Hyposmocoma kahamanoa is the source of this 1723-nucleotide messenger RNA. It is a transcript of the gene Sox21b, whose product is annotated as transcription factor SOX-21-like. The transcript has 5 exons. Gene Ontology annotation, biological process: regulation of DNA-templated transcription; anatomical structure morphogenesis; cell differentiation. Gene Ontology annotation, molecular function: RNA polymerase II cis-regulatory region sequence-specific DNA binding; DNA-binding transcription factor activity, RNA polymerase II-specific. The record is from RefSeq and is a predicted model, not a curated record. The coding region runs from base 219 to 1286 and encodes 355 amino acids. Lineage: Eukaryota; Metazoa; Arthropoda; Insecta; Lepidoptera; Cosmopterigidae.
AGCGAGCGGCGGACGCGCGGGCCGCUCAGAUUCGCACACGGUUUUUAUCGAUAACUCCUUGAUUAAUCGAUCGUUAUCAUCCAGUUAUGGUAAUAUAAUUGUUUAAAUUUUGAAACAGUGUUUAGUCAAGUGCAGUGGAGAGACUGCGUUUUGUAUUACGAGGUUUUAAAGACAUCAUUCUGGAGCUGGACUUACAUCAACGUGCCAGCGGUCACUUCAUGAGUGCCGCUGGCGCGAUGUGCGACCGGACGGGUUUCGCAAGCUCCAUGGGCCAUUUUCCCAUGGGCAUGUCGGCCAUGGGAGCCAUCGGUACCAUGGGCUCGAUCUCCGCCAUGAACGGCCAAUCACAACAGAAGAAGGCCCAGGAAGAGCACAUAAAAAGGCCCAUGAACGCCUUCAUGGUCUGGUCAAGGCUGCAGAGACGGAAGAUCGCACAGGAUAACCCAAAGAUGCACAACUCGGAGAUUUCAAAGCGAUUAGGUGCAGAAUGGAAACUUUUGACAGAAGACGAGAAGCGGCCAUUCAUCGACGAAGCAAAGCGACUUCGUGCGAUGCACAUGAAGGAACACCCAGACUACAAGUACCGACCGAGAAGAAAACCCAAGACUUUGAGGAAGGAAGGUUAUCCGUACUCAAUACCGUACCCCAGUGUACCUAUGGAUGCUUUGAGAGCUGGCAUGGCAGGCGGCGGUAUGGGCCAGGCUAUGGGCGGUUACUACGGCGCGGCAUAUGGUCCGCUCGGCGCCAGCAUGGCUGCAGCAGCUGCAGCUGCUGCACAGCAGAACGCUAUUUCCGUCGCACUGACGCCUAAUGCUCAGGUCGGUUCUUCAAUGGACAUGUCGAAGUAUUCGAUGGAAGCAGAAAAGUACAGAAGUUACGGUAUGUACCCUGAUCCUUCACGAGGGUACCUCGACUCGGCAGCUCUGUCCAAAGCCUACAUGGACCACUACAUGGACCAGCAACAGCAAAGGUCCUACCCCAUGGACAUUAGUAAGAUGUACUCAGAAGCGUCUGCAGCUGCUAUAGCUGGAUUAAGUUCAGCUGUUACUUCAAAUUCCAUGAAUUCUGCGCCUUCAAGUCUUUCUCCAAGGUCACCAGCAGAAUCUCCUGAUAUGACACCUAAAAAUGACCGUAUUGAAGGAAGUUCUUCCGGAUCGAACUCUUCUCCGUCUUUGCCGUAUUAUCAGGGAUCACCGAGUCUUCUAAUGCCUCAAUAUCCUGGGCAGUACACGCAAAGUGCGCAGGGAGGGUCUGAGUUUCGGAGGCCAUUGACUGUUAUAUUUUGACCUGAAUAGUAGUUUCUUGAUUCAGGGAUUGAAUUAAGUUUUGAAGUUUGUGUUGAGGCUAUGUUAUGUUUUUAAAUUUUUUAAACCAAGAAGUAGACUUGCAUUUUUUUUUGUUUCGUCUUGGAAUGGGUAUGAUCAUAUUUUUGUUUUUUUUUCCAGAAUGUACUAGUUUUUUGCUCAAGAAGUUGCAUUGUUUCUCAAAGUUCCUCUUUGAUUUUUAUCUUGUAGAUCUAUGUACUUAGUUUAAUGUCUUGUUGGUAUCGUAAACAUUCCAUUUUAAUGCGUGUAUAAUUGUAAAUAUAAUAUUGAAUGUAACUUUAUCAAGUAUAGGUUUAAGAGAGAUUAGAAGUUACUUCUCAAGCGUAUAACGUUUUUGUGUUAUAUUGUCUUUUUUAUGGUACCUAGUGGCGGGACGGUGAAGGCUUUGGUAAGCGACA